AUGGAGGAAGUUGACUCAAUAAUUCUCCAUUUUCUCCGUCAGUUGAAUGUAAACAUCAAUCCAGAUACAAAAAGUGUAUGUGAAUUACCUGUAGAUGCAAUUAUUGAAUUAGCUACUAAAUGUCUGUGUAAAAUCAAUAAUUCGCUAAAACUGCCAACUAAAAUGCCGUCAUCAAUUUCGCAGAGAAUAGAACUUGCAUCUCAAAUAGCUUCGAUUUGCAAGGAUUUAGGAUACAAAAAUGAUGUUGGUUAUCAAACUUUUCUCUAUUACAAUGAAGCAGAUCUGAGACAAGUGUUUAUGUUUCUAAUAGAGAAUUUACCUAAUGAGAGCAAGCAAAAUCUUGUCAGAUCUAGAGCAAAUGAUAACAAAUCAUUAUUAUUACAAGAAGUGAGUAAUAAAAUAGGUGAAAAGUUGAAUUCCAUAUGGAUACCAUCAUGCUGCAGCCCAAAUAAUAAAAAACAAAUUGGAGACUUUGUUUUUAGAAUAGAUAGUUCUACUCGUUGUAAUACUGAAAAUGAACAAGCAUUGAUUGAAAAGUUAAGGUCAAUAAAAAGCACCAAUGGUGUUGAGAAUUCUAUUACAAUAUCAUCUGAAAAUGACAAGGAGUUUAAUGUAAAUGAACAUGAAAUAAAUAAAAACUUAAAGGAACUAAAAGAACUCUCAAUUAUUUUACGGCAAAAAUUAGAUGCAUUGGAAAGUGAAAAAAAUGUUAUGGAUGUUGAAUUUUCUCAGGUGCAGAGAGCCUGUGAGAGAGUAGAUACAGAGAUUAAGAAUGUCCUUAACAUAUUAGAGAUAAUAGGCAUAACAGAUAUUGAAAGUUUUGAAGAUUAUGCACUUGAAAAUGUAAUGGAAAAAGUUCAUAAUGACAUACCUUUAUUGCAUAAACAGAGUGAAGAGCUAACAUUUAAAAAUCUAUCAUUGAAAAUGGAUUUGGACAAAUUAAAAAAUAAUAUGACUUCAAAUGAGUCAGAGAGAAGUAAGUGCCAAUUGAUUAUAGAAAUGUUAAAGGAAGAGGCAAGAAGUAUGAAAGAAGACUAUAAGAAAAACCAAGAAACAAGAGACCAAUUAAAAAAUAUUUAUGAGAAAUCUAAGGGAGGCAACAAAAGGUCACUUUAUACCAAACGAAUAUUGGAAAUAAUUAGUAAUGUUGAUAAACAAAAUAUGGAAAUAAAAAAGAUACUCGAAGAUACAAGACAACUUCAAAAGGAAAUCAACAGUCUUGAAGGACAACUAGAUAGGUGUUUUUCUAUAGCUGAUGAGACAUUAUUUAGGGAUGCAAAGAAAGAUGAUCAAGCCAAGAAAGCCUAUAAACUGUUAGCUCUGUUACAUUCAGAAUGUGGUUCAAUUGUGACUUUAGUCAACGACACAGGUGCUAUAGCUAGAGACAUAGUGGACUUGGAGGACAAUAUAAAAAUUGAAAAAACUAAAAGAACUGAAGAUACUUUAAAGAAAAUUCAUUUGGAUCUGACAAAGAUGCAAACAGAGUGUCAAUCGAUCGGUGGAUCGGAACCCGACCGAGGUGGAAGUCCUUGCCUAGCCUACGCGUGGCCGAGUGGCUUGUACGCGGCGUUUCAUGGUAUCGCCUACUCGAGAGGUCCCGGGUUCGAAUCCCGGUGA
Chilo suppressalis (striped riceborer) is the source of this 1617-nucleotide messenger RNA. The record is from the annotation of a GenBank genome assembly. Lineage: Eukaryota; Metazoa; Arthropoda; Insecta; Lepidoptera; Crambidae.